AUGACCGUUGCCAUGGGCAUCGACACAUCCACCGCACCACCGAAACGACCUUCCUUGGUUGAUUUCCAAAGGAACACCAGGAACAAGCGCUGGCCCCCUAUGGCAAACCGCAAUGCACUCCCAUACAAGCUCACAGUCAUCUCCAAGGAGAAAUUGGCCCGUGAAGCCACCGCUCCCGACCCAGACCUCCGCCGGUGCGUGGCACACUUCCGCCUACACUGCGGUUCCGUCCUCUGGACCGAGAACGACAUGAAGUCCCGCAUCAGUUCCUUUGAAUUCGAGGAAUCCGAGUCCGAAUCCGAAGAUGACUCCGAGCACAAGAGAAUGAACGAGCUCAAGCUCCGACAAAAAUCACUACAAAAGUCGCAAAAGUCUUCACAAAAUACGAUCGUCACUGUGCAAAUUAGCCCCGAAGAAAAGAAGCCUCUCGUCACUUCAUCUGCGAUUCUUCCGGAGAGCAACUACAUGGACCGCAACCUAUGUGCUGUUGCCGUUGCCCCCCAACCCAUUGCCGCUUAA
This is a messenger RNA of Penicillium verhagenii, 519 nucleotides long. RefSeq lists its product as uncharacterized. The coding region runs from base 1 to 519 and encodes 172 amino acids. Lineage: Eukaryota; Fungi; Ascomycota; Eurotiomycetes; Eurotiales; Aspergillaceae. The record is from RefSeq and is a predicted model, not a curated record. The transcript has a single exon.